Molecule: messenger RNA, 1236 nt
Organism: Sesamum indicum (sesame)
Lineage: Eukaryota; Viridiplantae; Streptophyta; Magnoliopsida; Lamiales; Pedaliaceae
Gene: PCNA2
Product: proliferating cell nuclear antigen 2
Biological process (GO): regulation of DNA replication; mismatch repair; translesion synthesis
Cellular component (GO): PCNA complex
Molecular function (GO): DNA polymerase processivity factor activity; DNA binding
Source: RefSeq, a predicted model, not a curated record
UCUUCACCUGCCUUCUAUAUAAAACCCUAAUCUAGAUUUCCCGGCACUCUUCCCCCCACUCACCCUCGAAUUUUCAAAUCCCGCGCCUAUAUUUCCCUCCAAAAGUCCAUUCCGUGCUUUUGGAUUGUUUCCAGCACGGCGGGGAAACAGAGGGCAUUUGAUUUUUGAUUGAGUGAAGAUGUUGGAGCUGAGGUUGGUGCAGGGGAGCCUUCUGAAGAAGGUGUUGGAAGCGGUUAAAGAUCUGGUGAAUGAUGCUAAUUUUGAUUGCUCCGCCACAGGAUUCUCCCUGCAGGCCAUGGAUUCGAGUCACGUGGCGCUGGUGGCCCUGCUGCUUAGAUCGGAAGGCUUCGAGCACUACCGCUGCGACCGCAACAUUUCCAUGGGGAUGAACCUCAAUAACAUGGCCAAGAUGCUGAAGUGCGCCGGGAAUGAUGACAUUAUCACACUCAAGGCUGAUGAUGGCAGCGAUACUGUCACCUUCAUGUUCGAGAGCCCGACUCAAGAUAAGAUUGCAGAUUUUGAAAUGAAGCUGAUGGAUAUUGACAGUGAGCAUCUUGGAAUUCCAGAAGCUGAGUACCAUGCUAUAGUUAGGAUGCCAUCUUCAGAGUUUGCAAGAAUUUGUAAAGAUCUUAGCAGCAUUGGUGAUACAGUUGUGAUCUCUGUUACUAAGGAGGGUGUAAAAUUCUCAACAAGAGGAGAUAUUGGAACUGCAAAUGUUGUUUGCAGGCAAAAUACCACUGUUGACAAGCCAGAAGAAGCAACAGUUAUAGAAAUGAACGAGCCAGUGUCACUAACUUUUGCUCUGAGGUAUUUGAACUCCUUCACCAAGGCCACUCCCUUGUCCAACACGGUAACCAUAAGCUUGUCCUCGGAACUGCCAGUGGUGGUAGAGUACAAGAUUGCAGAAAUGGGGUAUAUAAGGUUCUACUUGGCACCCAAGAUAGAGGAGGAUGAUGAAGAGACUAAGCCUUGAGUUGAUUACUUAGAAAUUCUCAUCCUUGCUAGUUCGUAGUCAGCCACCACAAGCCAUAGGUCUUGUAUAUCAUUGUACUGCAUUUUCUUUUCAGUUCACUUACCCAGAGAAAUUGUCCCAGGGUUGAACUUGCAAGUUCAUUGUGCUGUGUGGUAGCUUCGUGCCUUACUGCCCACCAGCAAUGGCCGUCUGAGCUGUAUCUUUAGGAAAUUUUCUGAUUGGAAAUGAAGCCUAUGAAUGAUAACUGUCUCCUUUUUCACCAA